This is a messenger RNA of Aspergillus mulundensis, 333 nucleotides long. Its product is annotated as mitochondrial 54S ribosomal protein bL32m. Gene Ontology annotation, cellular component: mitochondrial large ribosomal subunit. Bases 1 to 333 code for a protein of 110 amino acids. Gene Ontology annotation, biological process: translation. Lineage: Eukaryota; Fungi; Ascomycota; Eurotiomycetes; Eurotiales; Aspergillaceae. The record is from RefSeq and is a predicted model, not a curated record. The transcript has 2 exons. Gene Ontology annotation, molecular function: structural constituent of ribosome.
AUGCCGCAAUUUUCCAUACCGUCGAGAUCUUUCACGACCGGUCUCUCAUCGCAUCCUUCGAUCUUCCUUUCCGCCACUCUCCGACCGGCUGCUUUCUCUCUGAAUGUGCCUGGCAUUCUAUCAGACAUAUGGGAGUCUGUCCUCCGAGCUGUUCCCAAGAAGAAGACGUCCCACAUGAAGAAGCGACAUAGGCAAAUGGCUGGCAAGGCUUUGAAGGACGUCAAGAACCUCAACACCUGCCCUGCAUGUGGGCAAAUCAAACGUUCUCACGUACUAUGUCAUCAUUGCGUCGAAAGUAUUAAGAAACAAUGGGGCAAAGCUCAGUUGGCGUGA